UGAAACAUUUAUCUACAUGGAUUGAUAGCUUCCUUAAUAGAAAUAUUACAAAUGUUUAUGUGUUUGUGCAUAGUUUGAUAUAAUGGGCUUAUUACUGGGUUAACUCUCUCCGACUUUACUGUCGUGUAGCCUAGGUCCGAUCACCGGAAGCGGCAAAUACGGCUACGGGACAUCGACAUGGAUCAGCAAUCUGGAAUUCGGUGUUGAAGAAGGGGAACCUUUGCUGAAGCAAACUUUCCACAGCCGCCGGCUGCUUCAGAGAUCAGAGGGAAGACGAGCCAAGCCCAUGAGAUGAUGUUCUCGUCUGGACCACCUGAUUCAAAAGGGGGUCCACAUGUGCCUAACUCUCCAGGUCCAUGCCCUACCCAGUCACCUACCCCUCUACCCCAUCACCUCCAGGAGCGGGUGGUCGUGGGUUUCAGAGAGUCCUACCAGGGCCAGAGGAACGUGGGCUUUAGGUCUGUCACGUUUCCUCAGCCCAACAGACCAUCAGAGGGUAGAGAAAGACUAGCAGUAAUGGAUUUGGCUCAGAGAAUGGGACAGACCACAACUGUCAUGGGCUCAGCCCACAGUCUGCACCAGGUCUAUGGGAGCUCUGCACCUGGGGACACCAACACAACACAUAGACCAAUGACAGACCUCCAGAGUAUUCAAAAAGAAAGCAUGAAAAGCAGUCCGUGGAUUAACACGAGUCAUGAAGAGAGCUUGUCAAGAGCUCCCCCCUGGGCCUCCCCCACCACCUACUCUCCUGCCCCUCCUGCUGGUCCCACUGGGGAGCAGCUGGGCGUCCUGGAGCGCUGCCUGGUCGCCCACCAGGCUGAAAUGAAGAACCUACUCUCGGGUGUGCUUGGUUCGCUGUGCCAGCGUCUGGAGGUCGUGGAGCGCAGGGUGGAGGAGCUAUGCCAGCAGGGCACAGCGCACAGCAACAGCCUGGCACAGAUUAGCAGCCAGGUGGAUCAGCUGUGUCAGGGGAUGUCCUCCAUCAUAGCUUCUAAGCAUGGCCUGGAACUUUCACCUGCACAUGGCUUGGCAAAGGAGCCAAAAAUAUUGAAAGAAGAGAAGAUGGAAUUUACCAAGAUUUUACCUCACAGUCCAAAUCCUCCAUGUGGAGUAGCGCCUUCGGAAUCAGACAUGGACAAGGGGAGUAUCACUAUGUGUCCCUGGAAAAGGACCUCAUUGACAGCCAAUGCCAGUCCAGACAUGAGGAUGGACAGCCAGGGACAACAUGGGUUGAAAGGAACAGCCAGGGUCUCUGGAUCCGGACAACCAUCCCAGGUGGGGGGUGCUUCACAGACGGGCAGGCCCAGGAGCUACUCCCCCGUCUCAGACUCUGAUGACCUAGACAUGGAGCUUGCCGCUGAGAAGGGUCGUGAUGCCCUCACCUGGUUGGUCAACUCUGCUUUAGCGGACACCGAGUCAAGCGAUAGCCAGGACACGCCUCUUCCUUCCUUGACGGGCCAACCAGUGGAAGCCCAGGGGAGCAGGGCACUAACGAAAGGACUUGAGCCGCAGCCACACCCACACUCUUCCCAUUCAGACUCACACACCCACUCACGUUUGACAUCUGCCUCACUUGGUGUUCCCAAGUGCCCAGUCAUGACCAGUAGUAAGACCACUUGCGUGCUUCCUGGGGUCCCGUUGAUCCCCAUAGGGGCUUGUUCACAUUCCGUUACCUCGCUAGGAGGGAGCAGGCCUGGGCAGGCGUUUGGAGUGUGUCUCCCACUAUCAGAGAUAGCUAGUCCACCCCGGAGUCACUACCAGCCAGGCAUUAAUAGUCCACCCUGCAGUCUCUAUCAGCCACUCAUCACUAGCCCAACCCACACUCAAACCCUGCGAGGCAUCGCUAGUCCACCUCAUACUCACCAUAAGCCAGGCAUUACUAAUUCACCCCGGACUCAAAUCCUGCCAGCCAUCACUAGUCCAUCCCGCACUCACUGUCAGCCAAGGAUUACAAGUCCACCUUGCACUCAAAUCCUGUCAGGCAUCACUAGUCCACCCCAGACUUACCACACGUUCUCCCAUUCCGUUCGGGAGGAGGAGAAACAGAAGGUGGAGAGAAGGAAGAAGGGGAAGAGAAGGGAAGAGAAGCCCUUCUGCAGUGUUGAAGUCCCCCCCUCAGCCACAGGGUCUAUUCAGGGCAACCACCACCCCAUCCAUAUCCAGGAAUGGCUGGCAGGUGCUGGGGCCCGCACCCAGGUGGCAAAGGAGAGGCAGCACCACAACUUCAUAGAGAGUAUGAAGGUCUCCUGUGGUGGAGGGGGAAUGCCAGGAUCUGGUGAUUCAGGCACAGGCUCCCUCUGCCUGACCCUGCACAGACAGCAGUCUCCAUCCUCCUCACGCUGCCAGAUGUCUGCAGAGCAAGGCUCGUAUGCCCAGUGUUCCCACCAGGGUGCGUCCAGGGGAGGGGACUCUCAGAGUGGGCAAGGAGUCUCUGACCGACCCCACUUGCCCUUCCACUCUGCCAGGGUUUCCUUUGACGGGCUCCCUGUGGCGUCCAAGCUCCCCUCCCCGCGGAACGGCUCCUCCAAAGCUCUGCUGGUCGACGUCCGUUCGUCGUGUGACGAUGGCCACGCGUCCUUACUGCUCCAGCUAGCGGACACAGCCAGCCAGAUGAUGUCCAGCAGCCCCAGCCUCAGCCCUGAGCUCCCCCUGCUCCGGGACAAACACUCGGGCCCUGCCAACCUCCCACGCUGCCUCAACUCCAAGCUCCAGCGCCACCGGGAAAAGGAGCACUCCUCGUCCAGGAGGCGAGCUCUAAAGGGGGGUAGCCAGGGAGGCCCCCCCCCCCUGCCAGAGCUGGAGACCCAAGGGUCCCACCACUGGCAGCCCCUGGUGAUGCUGGGGAGCCCUCUAUUGCCCCUCUCCCCCCUGCAGCUCAGCCCCACGGCUCUUUCCCCUCACAGUACCAGCAGCCCACCCCUGCACAAGCCGCUAGGCAGGGCUGGAGACGGUUAUCUAACAACCACCUCCACUUUGCAGCAGAGCCUGUCAUGCCUGCUCCCCGUCUCCACCCCCUUCCCCUCCCAGGGAGGGUUCUCCUCCCAGGCCGGCCUCUCCACGGCGCUCGCUAUCUCGUCUCCCACCUCUUUCCGCCUCUGGUUCAGACACAGGCGACCCGCACCCCUCAUGAGGCUGUCGCCAGUCGCUGUGGAAAUGGUGCUUUGUCAGAUUGUUAUGUCUGAGGUGAAGAACCCCCCGCUCUCCCCCCUUAAGGACUACACUGGCCCCCCAGGACUGGACAAUGACCACAGUUAUGCUCGAGGUGGUGGGAUUGUGGCACUUUGCAGCAGGAACUCCACAUCAAGCACAACCCUGACCUCCCCUCCUACACGCCGGAACCGCAGGGUUCGCCUCGCCGCAGACCGGCCUGCCCCCACUAAUCACGCCCACAGCCCCAAGGCCAUGCGUCUGGACCUCCUCCCACCCGAGCCCGUGCCAAGCUUCGCCCGAGCCAACGUCAAGUACCCGGGGCUGCAUGGACGCGGGGCGGCCAGGGAGGGGGGUCAGUAUGAUGCCAGUGUGGGGGCCCAGCCAGGCCAGCGCUCUAAGAGAGUGUCCCAGAUCCGCAUAAGGAAGGCCGUCCCCAAACCUGACAACAACCUCACGCCAAUGGGCCUGCCCAAGCCAAAGAGACUGAAGAAGAAGGAGUUCAGCCUGGAGGAGAUCUACACCAAUAAAAACUACAAAUCCCCUACUCCCAACAGGAGCCUGGAGACCAUCUUCGAGGAGCCCAAGGAGAAGAACGGCUCUCUGGUCUGCAUCGGCCACCAGAAGAGGAAGAGGAUACUGGAUUUCCCCGAUUUCACCCUGCCACGUAAACGCAAGGCGCGGACCAACUUGCCCCCCCUGCGCGGCCCCCGAGGACGUGCCCGGAGGGGGCGCGGGGACGAAGUGGACCUGGACGUCAUGCUGAUCGAGAGACUGAGCGAGCUGGAGGACUUCUUCUCCAGGGAGGGCCUGGAGGACUGAGGAUUCCCACAAUGCUUUGCUGCCCCCACUUCAUAAACCAGACACAGAUCAAGACACAACAGGGCCAUGGUUGAGUCUCCUCACUGUCAGUUGAGUUAGUGUACCUGAAUUAUUUAAAAAAAAGAAUUUAGAUAGGACUGGUAUGAUAGAACUGGAUGGUGUUGAGUACUAAUUCUGAAGCACUUGGAAUGCCUAGCUAUUCCUAUCCGUGUGAGGAUGUUUAAGUUCUCUGUGCUAGGUAAUAAGAGACCAUACGUGUGCCUUUUUGGAGGAGUUUAGUUAACCAGUCCAACAGAGUAUGCUGUAGAACACAACAUAAACAUAAAAUAUAAACAUAAAACAUAAAAUAGUUAUCACUAGAUUAUUUGUUCUUUAAAGACUAUUUGAGCAUCAGAAGCGAAUAAUUUAUAGCAUUUGUAUAUACUGUACUUUAGGAGUGUUUUCUGACACUCAUGCACAGUCAAGGUACAUGGUCAUGCAUCAUGAGUAGACUUUAACAAGCACAUGGACGUCACCCCAUACCAGAGCACUUUGCUUUUUUACCUCAACCAGAUAUCACCUCCACCUCAUCCAUCACUUCAUCCUCCCGCCUACCUUAUCACCUCAUCAACUGGACACUGACGGGUCAUUUGUACACGUCCGUUUCAGAUUGGCUCAGUGCAGCUUUACCUCCUCUACCCUGCCCCAUCCUCUGUUAGCGUUGACUUCAGACCGGCUGCUAUGGACCCAUCAGUAUGACUAGGAUUGGUUGAGGCUCCUGUCCAUCAAAACCUGGUGUGUGCUGGGAAAGGUUGUGGACUCCCGACUCCUUCAAUGCCUGUAGCAUUGCUCUAUUGACAGUUUUGAAUCACAGUAGUUAAGGGGAGUAUUUUUGCAGUAUUUGUGAAGUUUGUUUAGAUGUUGUUGUUUUUUAUAUACUCUUAGUUUGCACCCUCCUUGUGCUGCCCCAAGCCAUCCUUCAGCCAUCUCUCUCUCUCUCUCAUUAUGUUUUCAUACAGUUCUACGUCAGUGUUUGUUUUCUUUGCUUUUCUAUAUUGUAUCUUUCUAUCCCCAUGUGUGAAGAGGGCAGCCUCUUGGUGUUUAACAACCUGUACCGUGGUCAGCUGAGAUUUCACUGAUCCUCCGGUAAACGAGUGUGGACUUGAGUAACCAUGGAGAUGGUCCUCACGAUGAGCUUUACCACACGUGGAGCGAGAAGUAAAAGGUUCCAUCCUGUGGAUCUG
Molecule: messenger RNA, 5192 nt
Organism: Osmerus eperlanus (European smelt)
Lineage: Eukaryota; Metazoa; Chordata; Actinopteri; Osmeriformes; Osmeridae
Exons: 10
Coding region: 292-3969 (1225 amino acids)
Source: RefSeq, a predicted model, not a curated record